CACAUCAUAAAAAAUACUUCUACUACUGCACUAGGAAAGUACGAAGUACUUCUACUUAUCAAAUGUCAUCACACACCAUCGCAAAAUGCACCAUCACAAAGACUUCGAGGAACUAUUUCCGGAAAAUAUCUGAACGAACAAUCCAUCAAGCUGGAACUAGAUAAUUGACAAUGGCGACAAUAAGGACGACCGAUUUCUACUUAAAAUUUGCCAUCUCAUUCUUGGGAAUAAUCUUCCUUCGGCAUGAGGGACAUUCAUCGACCGCCGUUGACGCCUUUGUUGCUCUCGGCCGCCAUUCCAAUGGGCAUACAAAUAGAAGCCCAAAUACUAAUCUGUUUGCGGCUUUGCCUACAGGAUAUCGAGAGUUUGGUGAAAAUGCCAUUUUCCAAGCCGCUAAAGAGUGCGGAAUGAACUUUGAUGAAGAAAAUGGAAAUCGAUUGGAAAUUGAGUGGAAAGCCGGAACCAUCAUUGUAUCAGUGCACGGGGAAGUCUCGCUGCGGGAGGUAUCCGAAGAUGGCGAAUAUGCGGACGAAGAGGGGACGCCUUGUGAAGAUGAGGAAGAAGAAAUUGUAGAUACCAACAACGAAAUGGACGAAAAAUUCUCGCUGACUCUCUUGGCCCGGACGAUCAACCGAAUCCUUGACGACGACGGAACGGGUCUGUUGAUUGCCGAGGCCCACUCGAUCGAGGUCACCACGCCGGGGGUCUCCGACGUGCUGGUGCCUGGAACACCCCAAUUCGAAGCGUUCAUGGGAUUCGAAGUCAUUGUCGAGUUCAUGGAUUCUAAGAAAAAGAAGGUAAAAACCAUCGAGGGUCGCUUGUACGACUACAACGACGAUCAAACCGUAAUCAACAUAAAGGGUCGCAUGAAAAAACUGAAAAACGAGGCCGUCAUGUCAGUUCGAUUGCCUAAGGCGAAGAAAGAAAAAGGAGUCCGGUAGACAUAUUAUCAUUUGAAGAAAAUAAUGUUUAUGCGCUAGA
Molecule: messenger RNA, 981 nt
Organism: Pseudo-nitzschia multistriata
Lineage: Eukaryota; Bacillariophyta; Bacillariophyceae; Bacillariales; Bacillariaceae
Source: the annotation of a GenBank genome assembly